Molecule: messenger RNA, 221 nt
Organism: Bipolaris maydis ATCC 48331
Lineage: Eukaryota; Fungi; Ascomycota; Dothideomycetes; Pleosporales; Pleosporaceae
Source: RefSeq, a predicted model, not a curated record
AUUGCGAAAACAGAUUCUAAGAUUCUAAGAUUCAAAUGGUUGAGAAUCAAGGUUUAUUCGCGAUUAUCGUGGCGAGAGGGAAAGGGAGUAAUGAGACAACGGCUGUGCUGAACACUAAAUAUAAGAAUGGAUGUAGGGAGACGAAGGAAAAACGCAUAUUAUUCUACAUCCAGUACGUAAUGUCAAAUCAAGACAGUGAGAAAUAAGACAACUCCCCGCAC